UUUUCCUGUUGCCACCGUGUACUCCCCUGACAUGUACACGAAUGACAUACAAGUAGACGGUGUCGGUGUCUAUAAAGGCAGCCGACACACACUGACGGACACAUACAAACAUACACACCAUUUGAAGACGACACGCUGACCGGAAGCAUGGGUGUCCUCAUCUCCCGCCUUUUCUCCAUGUUUACAUCCAAAACUUCCGCCAGGAUCCUGAUGGUGGGUCUGGAUGCUGCUGGUAAAACCACCCUGCUGUACAGGAUGAAGCUGGCUGAGGUGGUCACCACCAUCCCUACUGUGGGCUUCAACGUGGAGACAGUUGAAUAUAAAAACAUCUCUUUCACUGUUUGGGACGUCGGCGGUCAAACUGUCAUCAGACCACUCUGGAAACACUACUACGUCAAUACACAAGGUCUUAUAUUUGUGGUGGACAGUAACGACCCUCAGAGAAUCAAAGAAGCCGCCGAGGAGCUGCACUGCAUGUUAGAAGAAGACCAGCUGAGAAACGUGGCCUUACUGGUAUUUGCCAACAAACAAGACCUCCCUCACGCCAUGUCUGUCAGCGACGUCACCACAGCCCUGCGCCUGUCAGGGGUCUCACAGCCGUUUUAUGUUCAGGCUUCAUGUGCGGUGAGCGGCACUGGUCUGGUGGAGGGUCUAGAUUGGCUCGCCAAGGAGAUCCUGAAACAGUCGUAGCUGACGUGAAGUUGUUCCUGCUGCGUCCACACACACGCACACAUGACAGCCGGAAACACUUGUUGACAUUUUGGAUGAAUAAAGUGAAAAAUUGUGUUUAUUUCAUAAUGUAAUCAAGGCUGUUGAGUCUUAUAGGAGCUGUGCUGGUUUUAUUUUUCUCAGGUUAGAUGACCAGAUGAUCUUUUUACUGUUUCCUGUUGCCUAUCAUCCAUGUUUGCACUCGGGACUCAUCCUGUCUUGACAAUGCUUGUGCACUUUAUAAAACACUAUAUGUUCAUGUUGUGCAAAUAAGUUUUUUUCUCGUGGAAGAGUUUCUGAUGCUUGUUUUGGGAUUCACCUUUAUUAAAUUUGUGAUGUUUGAUUAGAUUUUCUGCAUUUAUUCCACAAUAUAUUGGAUAUUUUUUAUAUUUACAUUUUUGUAUAAAAUGAUCUUACAUUAAUGAAUAAAAUAAAAAU
Molecule: messenger RNA, 1146 nt
Organism: Doryrhamphus excisus (bluestripe pipefish)
Lineage: Eukaryota; Metazoa; Chordata; Actinopteri; Syngnathiformes; Syngnathidae
Product: ADP-ribosylation factor 4-like
Molecular function (GO): GTPase activity; GTP binding
Source: RefSeq, a predicted model, not a curated record